AUGAGGCCGGACCGAGGAUAUGGCCUCAUCGCAGCGGCGCUGCUCUCAAUCUACACCUCGGCAACGAGUGCCACCUCAAUAACGGACGAAUUCACAUUCAGUUGCGUUCCCUUAACAAGGCAGAUGUCGGAUCCCAUAGUAUCGCCCGGGGUGCCGUCGGCCCAUACACACAUCGUCGCGGGGGGAACCGCAUUCCAGAGAAACAUGACGAUCGAUACUGCAAAGAAUGCCAACGAAACCACUUGCGGGGUGGAGAUUGAUAAGAGCAAUUACUGGAUCCCACAACUUUACCAUCGCAUGAGGAACGGAUCAUUUGAAUUGAUUGAAUUCGAGGGAAACACCAUCUAUUAUCUCAACCGAGUAUGCAAUCAUUCUGCAAAUGCAACGUCGUGCGACAGCAACCACACCUCAUUGGCACCGCCUGCAGGGCUCCGUAUGACGGCCGGUAACCCAAUGCUCCGGACCUACAAUGAUUCCGACUUGGCACAGCGCGCAGUUUCUCACAUGUGUAUGACUGAGAACGGAGGUUCAAACGAGACCAAACAUCUCCCUCGUCAACCAUGCGCCAAGUUAAGGUCUCAGGUGUUCCUGCCAUCAUGCUGGAACGGGAAGAACCUGGACAGCCCUGACCACAAAAGCCAUAUGGCUUAUCCGGCGAUUGGAGAGUACAACAAGGGCAUCUGUCCAAAAUCUCACCCAGUGGCAAUAUAUUCCAUCUUCCUAGAAUUCUUUUUCAACACGCAGCCGUUCCCCGAUUUCGAAAACUGGGUAUACGCAAUGGGUGACCUGACGGGGUACGGGCUUCACGGAGAUUUUGUCAACGGCUGGACCGACCAAGAUGCCCUACAGAAAGCCGUAUCAACAUGUACGAGUGCGCGGGGCCUCAGUGAUCCGGGUUGUUCGAUCACCAAAACACAGAAACGGGCUUUAACGCCGCUGAAGCACAUUCUGGAUGUGCCGGAACCCAAGGACGAGUUGGGACAACAUGGUCCUCUUCCCAAAUUGCCUGGCAACAAUCCGGUGACUGGCGCUCCCAACAGUACAUUGAUCUGA
Messenger RNA from Aspergillus affinis, 1053 nucleotides. RefSeq names its product DUF1996 domain-containing protein. The transcript has 4 exons. The record is from RefSeq and is a predicted model, not a curated record. The coding region runs from base 1 to 1053 and encodes 350 amino acids. Lineage: Eukaryota; Fungi; Ascomycota; Eurotiomycetes; Eurotiales; Aspergillaceae.